AUGGCAACUGGGCGUUUCUCGAUUUUUGCAUCGGAAGUCAACAUUACCACAGCAGUAAGCAGCUAUUCGUUAUGGAGAGUGCUAACGUUAGAUGGUGAAGAUAUAUCAUCUUUCUGGGAGAUGUUCCUUGGGAUUACUUUGUGGAUGUUUAUUUCAUAUAUAGUUGUUUAUGUAACCGCUGCAUUAAUUUCAAUGACUAUGUUACGCAAUCAUCCGUGGAUGCUUAUCUAUGCAGCGUCUAUGUUUGGAAUGGCAAUAUUAGGACCAGCGACGGUUGGUGCGCUAACAAGUGCUUCAAUAGCAUUGAUGUUUUCAUCAGCUGAUAAAGCUAUUAGUUGCUGGCAUUGUAUGGUACUUGGAUCAUCUCAAACAUUAGCAGUAGUUAUAAUUAGUUUUUCAAGAAUACUAGCCACUCUGUGA
Thelazia callipaeda (thelaziosis nematode) is the source of this 420-nucleotide messenger RNA. The record is from the annotation of a GenBank genome assembly. NCBI's taxonomy places the organism in Eukaryota, Metazoa, Nematoda, Chromadorea, Rhabditida, Thelaziidae.